This is a messenger RNA of Anas platyrhynchos (mallard), 4131 nucleotides long. Its product is annotated as zinc finger protein 131. Gene Ontology annotation, cellular component: nucleus. Gene Ontology annotation, molecular function: RNA polymerase II cis-regulatory region sequence-specific DNA binding; DNA-binding transcription factor activity, RNA polymerase II-specific; protein binding. Gene Ontology annotation, biological process: regulation of transcription by RNA polymerase II. The record is from RefSeq and is a predicted model, not a curated record. Lineage: Eukaryota; Metazoa; Chordata; Aves; Anseriformes; Anatidae.
UGGUCUCCUCCACGGGCUGUGGCAUGGAACCCUGCUCCACCAUGGUACUCCAUGGGCUGCAGGGGGACAUCCUGCUUCACCAUGGUCCUUUCCACAGGCCCCAUGGGAAUUUUGGCUCUGGUGCAUGGAGCACCUCCUCCCCCUCCUUCUUUACUGACCUUGGCACCUGCAAGGCUGUUUCCCUCUCCUCACUCUCCCUGCUGCUGUUGUUUUUUUUCCCUUUCUUAAAUAUGCUCUCACAGAGAUGCAAAUAAAAUCACUUAUUGGCUCUGCUCUGGGCAGUAUCAGGUCCCUUCGGAGCCUGAUGGAACUGUCCAUUCUCUAACACGGGGCAGCUUCUGCAUUCUUUUCACAGAAGGUACCCCCUUCAGCCUUCCCCCAGCUACCAAAACCUUGCUAUGAAAACCCACUGCAGUUGAUGAGGCACUGGACCAGGUUGCCUAGAGAAGUUGUGGAUGCCCCAUCCCUGGAAGUGAUUAAGGCCAAGCUGGAUGAGGCUUUGAGCAACCUGGUGGAAGGUGUUCCUACUUAUUGCGGGGCCUGGACUUAGAUGGUUUUUAAGGUCCCUUACAAACUAACAUUUCUAUGAUUCUAUGGAUCACAUAGUUUCAUUGAGGUACAUUUAUAAGGAUAGAUCUGCCAUUUGUAUGCUUAUCAUGUGAGAUGCGUAUCGUUUCACAAGUUGGUGAGGUUAAGACAAUAGUUGGUCGAGUCUUCCAAGAAAAUGCAGACUACUACUUUGGCCAUGGAAGCUGAAGAAAUGAUGGAAUGUAUCCAGGAAUUCCCAGAACACUAUAAAGUUAUUUUGGAUAGACUGAAUGAACAACGUGAGCAGGACCAGUUCACAGACAUCACUCUGAUUGUGGAUGGUCACCAUUUCAAAGCUCAUAAGGCUGUUCUUGCUGCUUGUAGCCAGUUCUUCUACAAAUUCUUCCAAGAUUUCACUCAGGAGCCCUUAGUGGAGAUUGAAGGUGUAAGUAAUAUGGCAUUUCGUCACCUAAUAGAGUUCACCUAUACAGCAAAACUAAUGGUCCAAGGUGAGGAGGAAGCAAAUGAUGUUUGGAAAGCAGCUGAGUAUUUACAGAUGUUAGAAGCAAUCAAAGCACUUGAAAUCAGGAACAAAGAAAAUUCAUCACCCUUAGAAUCAAAUCAAAUACAAGGUAAAGAUAAAGUGAAAAAGAGGAAGAUAGCUGAGACCUCUAAUGUUAUAACAGAAACACUGCCAUCUGCAGAAUCGGAGCCUAUUGAAAUUGAGGUUGAGAUUGCUGAAGGGACAAUUGAAAUGGAAGAUGAUAGCGUCAAGACACUUGAAGAAGUAGCUUUUGCAGAGCAAUCCAUAAAGUGCAUACAGACAACGGGUACAUCAGAUGAAUCUGCUUUGGCUCUUUUGGCAGAUAUUACCAGCAAGUAUCGUCAGGGAGAACGAAAAUGCCAGAUCCAAGAAGAAGGUGACAGUGCAACUGAUCCCUUAUGCAAACAGGUAGAAGGUAUUGAAAUUGUGGAACUUCAGCUAUCACACAUGAACAAUUUAUUCCACUGUGAGAAAUGUAACUGUUCAUUUAAAUUGUUUUACCAUUUUAAAGAACACAUGAAAACACAUUCUACUGAGAGUUACAAGUGUGACAUAUGCAAUAAAAGGUACCUACGAGAGAGUGCUUUGAAACAGCACCUCACCUGUUACCACGUUGAUGAAGGUGGUGCCAGCAAGAAGCAAAGACCUGGCAAAAAAAUACAUAUAUGCCAGUACUGUGAAAAACAGUUUGACCACUUUGGACAUUUUAAAGAGCACCUCCGGAAGCACACAGGUGAAAAACCAUUUGAAUGUCCAAACUGCCACGAACGUUUUGCUAGGAAUAGCACACUCAAAUGUCACUUGACAGCCUGUCAGUCUGGAGCUGGAGCUAAAAAGGGAAGAAAGAAGCUAUAUGAAUGUCAGGUUUGUAACAGCAUGUUUAACAGUUGGGAUCAAUUUAAAGAUCACUUGGUAACACACACUGGUGACAAACCCAACCACUGUACCUUAUGUGAUUUGUGGUUUAUGCAAGGCAGUGAGCUUAGAAGGCAUCUCAAAGACAUGCAUGAUAUUUCAGAACAACUAGUGACAGAAGAGGUUCUUCCAGUGGAAGCUGUGGAUAUUGAACCAGUAACAUCAAUGACUAUAAUAGAACAGGUGGAGCAAGUCCACGUCCUACCAGUAAUUCAGGUACAAGUGGAUCCUGCACAGGUAACUGUGGAACAGAUGCACCAGGAUCUCAUACAGGACAAUCGAGUGAAAGGCAUGCAGAUGGAUGAACUGCAAGAACAGGUGCAAAUUAGUUAUUUGGAAGUUGAGCACAUUCAGACUGAACAAGGUGCUGAAGUUCAUGCGGAGGAGUUGCAUGUUGAGCAUGUAAAUCAAAUACAGAUGGAAGAAGUACGGGCUGAACUUAUAGAUGGAACAAACCUUGAACAAGUAGAAUAUGAAAGUGUUGAUCAAGGAGAAGCAGAAAAAAGGAAAUCCAGUCACAUAGAUGAUGUAGAUAAGGAAGAUCAUGAACAAGCUGAAGACAAUUAGUGGACACUGAAUGAAAAGGUGGAUGACUAGGACAAUCAACCACACUGUGCAGGUUUACAAAUGAAAUGCCAAAUUAUAUUUGUUAACUUUUACAUUGGCUUUUGAACCAUCAGUGGUCAUCUUUCCGAUGUUAUUUCCUUAGAAAUACGGACAAGUGGACCAAAGUUAGUUUUCUUUGUGUACAACUAAAUUUCUCUCAUAUGUGAAAAAUAACUCACUCAUGUAAUAACACAGAGCAAAAUACCAUAGAGAUGGACGGCUUUGUGAAGAUUUUGAUAAUCCUCACAAAUUAUUGUUAUAUCAUCCUUGGGUAUAUGUAAGAGUAACCUCUUUUCUUCUUGCCAUAGAAGCAAACUCUUGUUAUAGAUUUGCAGAGUGUCUGUGGCAGAAGAAUUAGUAAAAUCUGGUGGGUUCUAAUAUAAAUGACCAAUGGGGUACCUGUGAGUUUUCUGGGUGGGCUGUUUGCCAUCCAACUGCAGUGUUGUAUCUAACAGCAGUCCCUGCAUUUCUUUAAUCUGAGAAGCUUUAUAUCAAGCUGGAACUUCUGAACUUUCAGUAUGGGAGAAAACCAUUUUUGCUGGAGCACAAAAAUCCUGUGCCUUUUCAACACUGACUGGUUAAAUUUCCACAAAGGUCCUAGUGUGUUCAAGAACCUAGUUCAGUAAAAGGCAAUGUAAGUAAUGUCAUAAUACUUUAUAUUUUUGCUUAAAGUUAAUUGUCAACUACUGAUUUUUUUUUGCAUUAAAUUUAGAAUGAGGCAGGUUGAGGGAGGAAACAUUCCAUAUGGAGGCAAUAGGACAUUCUAAAAGGAACACAUUAAAAUAGGAAAAGCUCAGUAGAAUCUGUGCUAAACAUGAGCUGGAAGAAAGCUAUCAGCAUACUCUUUUAUAAAUCUUCAUUUUUGAAAAUGAAUGUGUUUAAACAAAUUGAGAAGACUCAUUUCUAUGGUAUCAGGUUCCUGUUUUUUUGAAAUUAAAUUCUGACACUUGACAAAAAAGAUGACACGCUAAAAAUAGAAGUAAAAGUAUGAGUGCUAAACUGUGGAUUAAAAGUAGGAGUAAAUAUUUUAAUCAAUAUUAAACAAUAAAGCAAUACCAACCAUGAAAUGUUCAUUAUUUGCUUCAUCCAAUAAACUAGGAACAAUUGAGUGACUGGCAAUUACAGUGCCAGAUCCCAGUGUUAAGAGUCAAUCUCAUUUUAAUGAGAUAAAUAGUUCAUUACUGUGGUUUGUUUAGAAAAUAUUGGUCUGGCUCUGUUUUCAGCCAUGCUAAGGACUUCUAAUUCUCAAUUAUUACCUUGAGAUUAGAGUCAUUCCAUACUUAUGAAAAACUUUCUUUUCAAAGCCUUAACUGAAGGGAGGAAUUCUUGCAAGGAAGUUCCCUAAUGCACUUAGUAAUCCUGUAGAUCUUAGUUAAAAUCAAGCUUUUCUAUUCAGUCUUCUCCUAAGGUAGAAAUAUUUCCUCAAAUCUGUGCUUCUAUUUAGUCUCAUUCAAAACAAUUCUUGUGUUUCAUCUUACCCUUUGAGAAAUUGUUGCAAAACAAACAUGGAUCUCAAUUAAAAUUUUUAACAAUGUGAU